Molecule: messenger RNA, 3348 nt
Organism: Brettanomyces bruxellensis
Lineage: Eukaryota; Fungi; Ascomycota; Pichiomycetes; Pichiales; Pichiaceae
Exons: 1
Coding region: 1-3348 (1115 amino acids)
Biological process (GO): DNA-templated transcription
Cellular component (GO): nucleus
Molecular function (GO): zinc ion binding; DNA binding; DNA-binding transcription factor activity, RNA polymerase II-specific
Source: RefSeq, a predicted model, not a curated record
AUGCCGGAUGACUCAAGUGACCCGGAUCUAUCAUCCCAGGAUAACCACUUGGCAUUGGAUUCCAGUAGAGCGAUAGAGCAUAAGAAUAUGAGCCCAUCAAAUUUAGACCAUGCUGAAGAUAAGGCGGGUUCGCACAGCAGCUCGAAAUCUGGAGUGAACGACCACAUGUCGGCCAUGCACAGUUUCGGGGACUCAGUUGCACUGUCGGAGAAGCAGAUGGGUGCAGGGCAGCAAACGGGUGAUGGUGAGAAGGAAACAAAUGGGAAGAGUGGUAAGGCUGAGAACGUAAGUGUUAAGAAAGAGAGCAAGGGCAGUGGCGGUAAAGCAAAGGGCCACGAGGACCAUACGAAGGGAGUGAGCUCGGCAGCAGUGAGCAACGCGUCGAGCGGCACGGGAAUACACACGACGGGCAUGAAUUCGGCAGCAAAUGCAGGGAUUUCGUUUGACUAUGGGUCGUGGGAGGAGGCAGCAGAGGAGUUGAACUUCUUGAAUGACACGACUGCAUUGGGUAUGGAGUCUGGCACAGGGGCAAUGCCAGGUGCGAGCGCGAACGCCGGGGCAGGCUCUGGGACGGGUUCCGGGACGGAGAACGUGACCAGUGCUGGUGGUGCAGGCAGCAACGGCGUUUUUUCACCGGUGAACACGGCAUCGAGUGCCGCCCCGUCCCCCUCGGACUACGCGUUCCAGCUCCAGCAGUACCAGAACCUUCUCUUGGAGGCGCAGCAGGAGACCACGCACCAGGGAGUGGGAAUAGGUAGUGGAGGGAAGAAUGGCCCGAGAAACGCGGGAGGAUCCGUGGUGAACACCGUGGUGAACCCAUCUGGCCCAGUUGGCCCCGUGGCAGGUGGGAUGACGGGUGUUUUCCGCGCGAAGAAGGUGCCGAAGGCUAAGGGUCGGGCCUCUGGGCUGGGGAACGGGUUCUCGAGCUACAGCAUGGGCAGCUUUGAGAAUUUCAGUGCGACGAGUGGUGGCAGCCCGAAUAAUGCGCCGCCGGGCGGCAGCCAGCAGUAUAACGGCCCGUUUUCGGCCGGUGGAGUUUCCUCGAGUGCCGUUUCAUCACCCGCGACACCGGGGCAGCUGUCCAUGCCGCAGAUGCAGUCGACGCUGGCCGGGAUGGGCCCGGUGGCCUUGCAGCAGUACCAGGGACAGUAUCAGGGCCCACAGCAGCAGCAGCAGCAACAACAACAACAACAACAACAGCAGCAGCAGCAGCAACAGCAGUUGGCAGCCCUGCAGAUGGCCCAGCUGGCGGCAGCCGGGCAGCAGCAGAUGCUCCGGGGCCAGUUUGCCAGUGCAUACAACAGCACCAACGCGGCCACAAGGCGGGCGAUCGACAUCGGGUUCCGGAACGGGUUGCUGGCCGGGAGUGGGGCGAAGGCAGCGGGCGAAACGCUGCGGGGGAGAAGAAGAAAGUCACCUCCACAGCCACGGACGAAAGUCCGGCCGUGCGACCACUGCCGGAGAAGGAAGACGAAGUGCAUCAUGAUCCCGGAGAUCCACUCGUGCAAGAUGUGCCAGGAGAAGGGGUUGAAGUGCACGUUCACGGACACGGCGAGGUCGUUGAAGCGGGGGUUAGAGAGAGGGGCCGGCGGCAGCAGCAGUGGCAAUGGGGAGGGCAGCGACAAGAGGAUGAAGAUGGACGACCCGUCGAUCGAGCCGCCGCCAAACAUCGCCGUCCGGAACGUGCACCCGAUCCGCGACUACGCGACGAUGAGGGGCAAGUCGCUGUUGAAGAAGACACUCAGCUUGCAGUACCCGCGAUCGAGCUUCUACGUCGGGGCGACGUCGAUCUACGACCCGAUCUUCCUGCCGCACAUCGCGUUGGACAAGAUCGACCAGUUCUCGCUCGACAAGUCGAACUCGGUGCGGAAAGUGGCCGACGACGUUCAGUUCGUGUUGCGGGACGAUUUCAGCGAGGCGUUGUACGAGAAGUCGGAGCGGGACGCGGACACGGUGGAGCGGUACGUGGCACCACACGGCAAGGCGUUGAUCGACCUCUACUUCCGGACGGUGCACCCGUCGUUCCCGAUCUUGCACAAGAAGAUCUUCCUGGAGAAGUACGCGCGGACCCACCGCGAGUUCGGGGCCCCACUCUUGGCAGCCGUGUACUUGCUCGCCAUCCAGUGGUGGGACUAUGACCCGGCCCUCUCGCAGUUCCCCAAGCCCAACGUCGAGUCCUUGCACCGGUUCGCGAUCCGGGCCUUCGGCGACGUCAUCCGCCGGCCCAAGCUGAGUGCCGUGCAGGCCGGACUCCUCUUGCUGCAGUGCCGGACGCCCGACUCCGCCGACAAGAACUGGUUGCUGUCGUCGCAGGUCGUCGCGGUGGCCGAGGACUUGGGCUUAGGGCUCGAGUGCGGCCACUGGAGAUUGCCCCGGUGGGAAAGGGGCCUCCGCCGCCGCUUGGCCUGGGCCGUGUUCAUCCAGGACAAGUGGUCUUCCCUUGUUGAGGCCCGGCCCAGCCACAUAGCCCAGGGCCGCGAUUGGUUGGUCGGCAAAGUGUCUCUCGAGGACUUCCCCGAGAAGGCCAACGAUGACCCGGACAGCCUCAGAGCCGGUUCCUCGGACGUGGAAAACGGCCGCAAGGCCUUCGUGCACAUGGUGUCGCUCAGCGAGAUCUUGAGCGAGAUCCUCGACACCUUCUACACGCCGGCGGCAAUGCUGCACAUACGCAGCAUCGACAACGUGCUUCUGCACGCCAAGCCGCUUCAGCUCAAGCUGCGAAACUGGUACCACUCGCUUCCCAAGGACCUGCAGAUGGCCUCCGUCAAGCCCCGCCACUUCAACAGCAACGGCACUUUGCAGCUCGCCUACUUCGCCACCGAGAUCACCCUCCACCGCCGCAUCAUCGCUGCCUUGCACAGCCAGCACGACCCGGCUCCUCCCCAGCAGCUCGUCCGUGUCUGUCGCAACGCCGCCAAGACCAGACUCACCGCGUCCAUCGAGUUCGCACGUGACCUCAAGGCCGAGCACAUGCAGGCCUUCUGGUACUCCUCCGCCGUCCACAACUUCGCACUAAUCGGCAUCUUCGCCGCCCUCUUGUACGUCACCUCCUCCUCGCCCCACGAGGCCGCUGCCUACAAAGAGCAGUUGUUCGACUACCGCUGGAUUCUCAAGGUCAACUCCCACAGUUUCGAUGUCGCAAGCAGGGCCUUGGAGAAGAUCGAUGGUGUCUUGAAGAACAUCCCUGCUUUGCUCCAGGAGCCAGAGACCACUGCCUCCGGUUCCCCGAUCCACGAUGCCAAACACCAGCCUGCCAUCUCUUCCACCACCCAAGUCCACACCUCCGGUUCCUUGUCCCCGGCCAGCAACACUGCCCCAUCUGGCCUGCCUCAUCCAAAGAAGACCUGA